Astyanax mexicanus (Mexican tetra) is the source of this 2967-nucleotide messenger RNA. Its product is annotated as serine/threonine-protein kinase pim-1. The record is from RefSeq and is a predicted model, not a curated record. Bases 459 to 1511 code for a protein of 350 amino acids. NCBI's taxonomy places the organism in Eukaryota, Metazoa, Chordata, Actinopteri, Characiformes, Acestrorhamphidae. The transcript has 7 exons. Gene Ontology annotation, biological process: protein autophosphorylation; negative regulation of apoptotic process; regulation of mitotic cell cycle. Gene Ontology annotation, cellular component: cytoplasm. Gene Ontology annotation, molecular function: protein serine/threonine kinase activity; ATP binding.
UCCUGAACCGGCUUCGUGAUUGGCCUGUGCUUGCGCGACCGCGCGGGGUCACGUGACAGAGGAAGAGAGCGGUGUCGUGUGUGUGAGCUGAUUUCAGGGCAUUCUGUUUUCACUCGUUUUUAAUAGCUCAGGUUUUCAAAAGAUCAUUUCAACACGGCUUCAGUAAAAUCUUAAUAAUAAUAAUAAUAAUAUUUAAACAAAAAAAACGAAGUUUCAAAAGGGCACUUUGGUUAAUGAAGGGCAGAGUUGGAUGUCUAUGUGUGCACGCCUAUGCUGCCAGUUGACUGUGAAGGUCUAUUCAUCACCAUGGCAACCAAGCACCUCAUUCUACUGAUGAUGUCAUAGUGUCAUAUAUAAAGCAUCUAUAUUCUAAAUCCUUACAUUUCAUCCUGCCUCACUGAGGAGGAAGCAGCAGAAGAAGCAGUUAGGCUUGUUAUCUUUAAGUUCAUCAGAAGAAGAUGGAGGAGUUUGGAUUAAGGAGAGGAAAGAGGAAGAGAGAAGACGAGGAGGAGAUUUUCCAACAAACAGAUGAUCUUCCCAAAUCUGAUUUCUUCGAAAGAAAGAGAAAGAAGCCCAAAGUAGAACAACAGCCCAGGAAACAGAGGCGCAUUCAGAGGAGAAGUCCCAGACUGCGAAAAGCCAACAAGCCAGAUACCUUCGAAUCUCUCUACACUGUUGGAGAGAAACUCGGCGAAGGAGGGUUUGGAUCGGUCUUUGCAGGAACGCGUGUUUCCGAUGGCCUACAGGUGGCCAUAAAAUUUGUCCGGAAACUGGAGGAUGAUCGAUACAUCCAAAACCCUGAAGAUUCCAGGUCCAUUCCUGUAGAAGUGGCCGUGAUGCAGAAGAUGAGUGAAACACCUGUUGAUAGUGUCAUACGACUCAUCCAGUGGUUUGAUGAGCCUAAGCGCUAUAUUUUGAUUCUAGAGCGCCCUUAUCCUUGCAAAGGCCUGGAUACCUUAAUUGACAUAUAUGGAGGCUCUCUUAGUGAAGAAAUGGCCAGAAUAUUUAUGUUGCAGGUAGUGCAGGCAGUGUUUGAGUGCCAAAAGCGAGGUGUCAUCCACAGAGACAUCAAAUUAGAGAACAUAUUGAUCAACAUGGAGACCACAGAGAUCAAACUGAUCGAUUUUGGCUGUGGUGAUUUAAUCAAAAGAUCUGGAUACAAUUAUUUUGAAGGCACCUUUCAAUACUGCCCACCUGAGUUCUUCAUAACAGGGAGGUACUGCGCCACUCCUGCAACAGUGUGGUCUUUGGGAGUGCUACUGUACGAGAUGGUCUGUGGAUCUGUACCAUUUAAAGAUGAAAGUGAAAUCAUUGGCGGUCCUCUGCGCUUUAAAGACGACCUGUCAGAUGAGUUCUGCGAUCUAGUUAGAUGGUGUCUGCAGCGCAAACCAAUUUCGAGGCCAAGUUUACAGCAGAUCUUAAAGCACAAGUGGUUUAUGCCCAGCUUCCCAGCCCAGAUCGCGGAGAAAAUCACCAAAAGAUCAUCAGCACAAAGAGCAGAGAUAGUUUAAAGUAUAUUGAGCUUAGUUUAAAAUUGAAAGGCAAUCACUACAGUGGAAAAACUGUGAAAUGCUGUGCACACAUGACAUUAAUUCUCCAUAGGAACAUGCACAAAAUAUGUUCCAAAAUAAAAAGCAAAACCAUUUUUUUACGUCGCUGUACACUAAAAUAUUAUACACAAAGAUUUGUAUUUACAUUUGCUCUUGUUUUAUACAGGCAAAUGGAUAGAACUUAAACAUUACUGUAGUAGUUCCAGUUCGCAGUUAGAGCUGAGCUCCGGUAGAGGUUUUGGUUUUGUAACUAAAAAACAUGAACUGCAGAUUUACUGUUGAAAUAAAUUAAAUUAAAGAGUUCAUGUUUUAUACAGCCAUUGGUUUAAACACGAUGUUAGUGGUUUUGUUUUUUAUUUUGGUUCAUAUUCUGCAUGAUAGUAGUUGAGGUAUCCGGUGUCGGCCAGAGGAGGAUGGUUUCUUCUUUUGAGUCCUGGAUCCUCUCAAGGUUUCUUCCUGCUGAUCUGAGGGAGUUUUUCCUUGCCGCUGUCGCCUUUGGCUUGCUCAAAAGAGGCUCGGACCCGGAUAUCUGUGACGCUGCUUCACAGCAUUCUUUAAAACUAAAUUUAACUGAUACUAUGGAAAAUAAAUGUCAUGUGUGCAUUGCUUUGUUAAAAUGGUUGGAUUUAAAACUCAAGGAUUCUGCAUCAGAGAGCAGGAGUGGAAGAUCACUCAUAGGUGGAGCACAAGGUUAUGAAAUCUGUAGAGAAGUGGGUUAAACAGAGAGGAAGAAAAAAGAGUCCAGACCUAAUAACAGAGAGCAGACAAAGAUAGAUAAACCCGUUGAGCAGUACAGAUCACUGAGAUUGUAGUGGAAAUGAGGGAGUAAUGAGGUAAAAGGUUAUUAAGAUAUCAGGGGUAGAGAUUAAGGAGAGCAGAAGGUAAAAAAAGAAGUGUAUUUUGGCAAGAUUUGCACAGAUUUACUGAAAUUAAUGGAAUUUGAGGAAAGCAUAAAGCUAGAGACAUAAAGUGGCAAAUGGAUUUUAGCUCCCCCUAGUUUAAGUGUAGUAUAAGACGUGGAGCGGUGUGCAAAAGCAGGCUCUGUGUCAGGCUCUGGGUUUUAAUGGAAGACUGUGGUUAUAGGGUGGAAUAAAUGGUCUGUCUCCAUGUGAUAGUUAGGUCUGUGAAGUGAGCUUGGAGGGGAGUGGGUCUUACUGUUCAGGAUUCUAGAGGCGUCGUUAGGUCGCUGUUGAAGGGAGGUGCCUACCUGUUGACCCCUGGGAAGAGCUGGUUAAGUAGUGGGUGAAUCUAGUAUAGGUGCAGGGAAUGGACUGGAGUUAAUAACAGUUGAUAGGUUCAGGAUUUUAUCAUCUUAUUCUCUAUUAUUUCAUGUUUUUCCACUCUAGUGAUUGCUUUUUUUCAUUUGGCACUAAUUAUUUUAUUUGCCUUGCUUAUAUUAAACUUUAUUUACAUUACA